AUGGAUUAGAGCUUGCUCAAAUGUCACUGAGAAACAUCACACAAACAUGAAAAUGUCAUCGCUGAGGUCAUUAGGCACUGAUGACAGAUUUACGCUUUCCCACACACUGAGCAGCUACUCAGUAGCAGCAGCUAUACAAGUUACACCCUUGUUUUAACAGAACCACACGCUGCAGAAUAUCAUAAUAUUUAUACAAUUUCAUGUAUACAUUGUCUAACCUUUACUCAAGCAGCCAUACAUCAUUAAUGAGUCAAUGGCCUGAAGGUUACUGCACUUACUGAACUCCAGAGGAGGUAUAUAAAGAGUGACUCCCCUCAGGACAAUGUUACCUUCCACUGCUGCAAGUCUUCUGACCAUCUCAGCAAGAUGACUUCAGGUUUUCGCUUCAUUGCGGUCCUUAGUUUGACCAGUGGACUAUGGAUGGGUGCAAAUACAGAAUGUCAGACAAAAACAGAGGACUGCUGUAAGCCCUGUCCGUCUGGUUGGACUCAGUUCGGCUCUCGCUGUUUCAUGUUUAACUAUGCCGAAAAGGAUUGGGCUGAUGCUGAGAUGUUUUGCAUUGGCCUUGGAGGGAAUCUGGCUUCACUCAAAGCGGCUGAAGAUUACACAUUUCUCAGAGAUAUCGUAAAAAAAUCAACAGGUUCAGAUAAAUCUACUUGGAUUGGAGGCUUUGAUGCAGUCAAGGAAGGUGUGUGGCAGUGGAGUGAUGGCUCAAAGUUUGUCUUCAAAGGCUGGUACCUCGGGGAGCCAAACAAUACUGAUAAAGCAGAACACUGUAUGGAGAUUAACUUUGAAGGACAGGACUACGUGAACGACAUGAAGUGCAAUGAGAAGAAAUCUUUCAUUUGUGCGUUUGACCUGUGAUGCUACAUGUUCAGCGACAAUGUCAUUUCUGUCAAGAUAACACCCCUGGAUGAUAUCAGUGAUCGAAAACGUUUUGACAAUUUGACUGAUUUUAAGUUUUUACCAAUAAACCGAUGCAGUAUACUCAGUCA
This is a messenger RNA of Scatophagus argus, 995 nucleotides long. RefSeq names its product galactose-specific lectin nattectin-like. NCBI's taxonomy places the organism in Eukaryota, Metazoa, Chordata, Actinopteri, Scatophagidae. The record is from RefSeq and is a predicted model, not a curated record. The transcript has 7 exons. The coding region runs from base 367 to 864 and encodes 165 amino acids.